AAAUGGAUUCUGGAUCUGAGAUGAAUAAAAAAGGUUUGCUCCAUGUGGAUUGGAUUCUUGGAGUGAUGGUUGUUUCUUCUAUUUCUUUAUUAACUGAUCCACUGUCUUGUCGCGUGAUUCAUUGUUUGGUAAAGCAUGUUGCUUUUCUGUUGUCUUCGAGCAUGUUGACACAUCUUCUGUCUUCUACCAUUAUGUAAAUCUGCUUCAUUUCAUUUGUAUUUGAUCAGAAUCAGAUGCAACUUGGUCUCUCUCUCUCUCCUCUGGUUGAUUCUUCGCCUAUACAUAGAUUCUCAAUCUCUCUGUGUGAACAGGCUUUGUGGUAUAGGGUAUUUUUUGUAAAGGAAAUGGCCAAAGUUAGAAGAGCAAGACGCAGGAUUGCUUCGCGCAUCAGAUCGAGACCCUACAAAUUCCAAUCUGCUAACCGAGUUAUAGGAAAGAACAGAUUUGCGGAAGAAUGUCCUAAGGUGCUUGAGAAAAGGGACUGGGAAGAUGUGGUAUGCUCUGUUUGCAUGGAAUGCCCCCACAAUGCUGUUCUUCUUUUGUGUUCAUCUCACGACAAGGGUUGUCGUCCUUACAUGUGUGGAACCAGUUUCAGAUAUUCCAACUGCCUUGAUCAGUACAAGAAGGCGUCUGCUAAGCUAAUGCCAUCCACUCUGGAGCAGCCUACCAGUAAAUCCGAGGUUUCGGACCUGACAUGUCCGCUCUGUAGGGGCCAGGUGAAAGGGUGGACGAUUGUGCAGCCUGCACGCGACUAUUUGAAUCUGAAAAAGAGGAGCUGUAUGCAGGAAAGCUGCUCUUUUGUCGGAACCUUCAAGGAGCUGAGGAAACACAUGAAAAUGGUGCACCCGUCUGCUGGGCCACGUGAAGUGGAUCCUGCGGUGGAGCAGAAAUGGAGAAGGCUCGAGCUUGAACGUGACCGUGAUGAUGUGAUCAGCACGAUCAGAUCGACAAUGCCAGGGGCGAUGGUUCUUGGGGAUUACGUGAUUGAGAGAAACACCUACGGUUCUGACUCAGAGGGGGUUGAUGAUAUCAAUGGCGGGCAGAGAAAUGAAGGCGGUGGUGGGAUAGACGCAGGGUUUGGUAGGAAUCUCAUGAAUGUCUUCCUUCUGUUGCAUGCUUUUGGGCCAUCAGGGAGCCAGACAAGACGCCCAGACUCCACCAUUGACCUGACAUUAUCAGACACAACCCUUGAUUUAGCAUCAGAUGCAAAUGAUUUCGCAAUAAACUGGCGAACAGGUGGCUCAGAUUCCUCAGGGCAAGAAGAUGACAGCUUUAGUAACUACCGGGAAGAGGGUAGGGGAAUGUCGUUGGCAAGCCGGCUCAGGCGGCAGGGAAGGAUUCUGCUGGGAAGAUCAGGUAGGAGACGUAGAGACAGGGAAGCUAACCAAAACCCGAAUCCUAGAUGAUACAAAACCGAAUCCAUUUGCGGGGGUUCCUGGUAAGUAAGUUGUGUUGUUGGUACAAUGUAGCUUUAAAAAAAAAAGAUUCCAAAAAAAAAAAGGGUGUCAAACCGUGAAAACCCCUUUCUGUUUUUAACAUCAAAAUAUUUGGGAUUCUGCAAUGGCCACCAGAAGGUGGAGAAAAGGAGGGUUCAAAUAA
This is a messenger RNA of Tarenaya hassleriana, 1599 nucleotides long. RefSeq lists its product as uncharacterized. The record is from RefSeq and is a predicted model, not a curated record. The transcript is spliced from 2 exons. NCBI's taxonomy places the organism in Eukaryota, Viridiplantae, Streptophyta, Magnoliopsida, Brassicales, Cleomaceae. Bases 234 to 1406 code for a protein of 390 amino acids.